This is a messenger RNA of Aspergillus udagawae, 918 nucleotides long. Its product is annotated as oxidase ustYa family protein. The transcript is spliced from 5 exons. NCBI's taxonomy places the organism in Eukaryota, Fungi, Ascomycota, Eurotiomycetes, Eurotiales, Aspergillaceae. The record is from RefSeq and is a predicted model, not a curated record. Gene Ontology annotation, biological process: mycotoxin biosynthetic process. Bases 1 to 918 code for a protein of 305 amino acids.
AUGGUGAACCUCUUUCAGGAUAUUACGUUGUGGUUGCACUCUCCCCGCCCAUUAUGGGCCCGCAUACCGACCUCGGAUGAUGAGAGCGAGGCAGAGAGCGGAAAAGCCCGAACACACAACGUCCUCAAGCGCCAAUCGAUCUGGGAGUAUGUGCUCUACCGCUGGCCUUGGAUUCUAUCUACCUUGUUCUUCGCAUGUCUCGCUGGGGUCUUAUACACUGCGUCUCUAUCGGGCAAUCGACGAGCCUGUGCACUAAAUUGCAGAUGGCGAAAGACAGACUUGGCACCGGCAUCGGAGCAUUUGAAGGAGCAGGAAAUGAGAUUCAGUGGAGCCCUCGCAUACGAUGAAAGUGGGAAGUUGGUAAUUGAGUCUACUCCGGGAGAAAAGAAAUGGGUUGGGAAUCCUACGCCCGAGAUGGACGCUCUCUGGGACCGAGUGGAAUCAGGAUCGAUUGUCCUUCUCGAGGGGUCAGAAUCCGAUACAGUGAGGGAUAAAACCCUGCUGUUCGACGGUUACUGGCUUACGGGCCUUGAUGUGAUUCAUCAAAUGCAUUGCCUGAACAAGAUCCGGAAAGCCUUAUACCCCGAAUACUAUCAACCCGAGCAGUCAGCAUCUACCGAAAUGCUGCAUGUUGAACACUGUCUCGACUACAUUCGGCAAGCCGUCAUGUGCAACUCCGACAUAACCCCAGUCCCACUCACCUGGUACCAAAGCGCUCAUACAUUUGGUCCCGAUUUUCGCACGACGCAUACGUGUCGUGACUUUGAGGCAUUACUGCAAUGGUCUUUGAAGAGGACUUCAAAAGCAUUGAAGGGGAAAGGUACUGGGGUGGAACAUGCCAAGGACCCUUCACUGAAGAUGCCGGGGAGUCUACAGGGGUCAGAUGGGUUGAGUCAUGGGGACCAUCAUGGACAUUGA